Messenger RNA from Dioszegia hungarica, 636 nucleotides. RefSeq lists its product as uncharacterized. The coding region runs from base 1 to 636 and encodes 211 amino acids. Gene Ontology annotation, molecular function: FAD binding. The record is from RefSeq and is a predicted model, not a curated record. NCBI's taxonomy places the organism in Eukaryota, Fungi, Basidiomycota, Tremellomycetes, Tremellales, Bulleribasidiaceae. The transcript has 3 exons.
AUGACCCUUCCUAGCCCUCCGCUGUCCUUCGGUAAAGGCAAAUCGGUUCUCAUCUCCGGGGGCAGUAUAUCCGGUCCCUCCACCGCGUGGUGGCUCAACAGGUACGGCUUCGAGACGACCAUUGUCGAGCGGUGGCAUGAGCCUCGGGGCGGUGGACAGAAUAUCGACGUGCGGGGAGUCGGCCGCGAGAUCAUUACCAAGAUGGGCCUAUUGGACGCGGUCAAGUCCCGGAACACCACCGCGAAAGGUCUACAGAUCGUCCGCGAAGACGGCUCGAAGAUUGCCGCUUUCCCUACCUCGGCCAAUGGCCCUUUUACUGAGCUCGAGAUACUGCGAGGAGACUUCGCGCAGGUGCUGUAUAAUGCCACGAAGGAGAGCACCCGAUACCUGUUUGGAGACUGCAUUGUCGGGAUCGAUGAUGAGGAGAAUGGAACGGGUGACAAGCAGGGCAAGGCCUCAGUGACUUUCCAGAGUGGCCGGGUAGAGGACUUCGAUAUUGUCGUCGUGGCGGACGGAGUCAGGUCCAGGACGAGGAGACUGGUAUUUGGGGACGAAGUCGAACUCAAGAGGUUGGGGAUGUGUGUUAACUUUUCCAGGGACCAGGAUGGGCAAGACACUUUUCCGACUGCAGAGUGA